Messenger RNA from Penicillium crustosum, 2469 nucleotides. Its product is annotated as Zn(II)2Cys6 transcription factor. Gene Ontology annotation, biological process: regulation of DNA-templated transcription; DNA-templated transcription. The record is from RefSeq and is a predicted model, not a curated record. Lineage: Eukaryota; Fungi; Ascomycota; Eurotiomycetes; Eurotiales; Aspergillaceae. Bases 1 to 2469 code for a protein of 822 amino acids. Gene Ontology annotation, molecular function: zinc ion binding; DNA-binding transcription factor activity, RNA polymerase II-specific; DNA binding. The transcript is spliced from 3 exons.
AUGGAUAAUCUUGAAAAUCAAGAUGACACUUUCAACGGCUACGACUGGAUGCCAUUAAAUGUCGGAGCUGUACUUCAACAGCCAUAUCCCACGCCUAUUCCCUUUUCACCAAUUCAGGCCCCAGCCGAAGCCUAUUCACAGUAUAUGUCUGUCCCGCAAGCAGCUGGAUCAGGAAGUACCGCACCAAAGGUAGCCAUCCCUCGCCUAGCCGGUUCUGAUGCUUUGCUACACGGGCGCCGACGGUCAGCGCGGGCCUGUGAGCCUUGUCGCCAGCGCAAGAUCAAAUGUGACGGUAUCCGACCGUCGUGCGGACAAUGUGCAUAUCACCACCACAGCUGCUUAUACGAGGAUGUGAAACGAGUGCGCGACCAGAAGCGACUCGGCUCCUUGCUCAAGCGAGUGGAUGCAUACGAAGCCCUUCUUCAAGAGUUAGAAAGCGAGGUGGACCCUCCUACAGCUCGAAAGAUCAAAAAAGCAUUAAAGUCCAAAAGUGGGGAAUCCCCUAGAAACCCUAGAGACCAUGUCGACUCAGAUGAUUCCGCUACAUCUAUCGGCUCACUCGAUGCUAUCGACCAGGUUGACGAAGACCUCAAUCGGAAUGAGGACACCCGUGCUGCGGGCUUCUUUGGGAAGAAUUCAGAGGUCAAUUGGAUUCGCAAGCUGGAUAGUGCUGUGGGGAUGAAGAGUCCACAGGAACAUGUGUCGAAUUCUUUCCACAUGGAGAGUCACCGUGAUUCAGUGUCUGUUGAUCAGCAGCAGCAACAGUCAUUGGAAAAGCAAAUUCCUACUUCGAUGAUGGAUUAUCAUCUCGACAGUCUGGAUAUUCCAUUGAUUGAACCAUGUGACCCAUUAGAUGUGCCCCCCCGGGAAUUGGCAGAUCGAUACUUCGAUGCAUACCUGACCAACGUCCAUCCUACGUUCAGUGCAAUUCGGAAGAUGACCUUCAUCUCCCAGUAUCAGAAGUUUUUCGAUAAUGCAUUGAAACCACCCCGGAAAUGGCUGGCCAUUCUGAACAUGAUCUUUGCGAUUGGGUGUCGCUAUUGUCGACUCAUAGAUGACCCCCAACGCACCGACGAGGAAGACCUAGUAUACCUGACCCGGGCACGCCAUCUCGGUCUACACAGCAAUGUGCUAUUCGAGCACACCGAUCUGCAGCAGAUCCAACUCGAACUCCUCGUAGCAGUUUACCUGCUUUGUCUGGGACAGGUGAACCGAGCAUCCAAAUUUUCCAACAUGGCCCUCCGCUCAGCUUUAUCCCUCGGCAUCAAUCUCCGUCUAACAGACGACUGCACCAAAGACGCCGCUAAAGAAAGCCGUGGCCGCCUCUGGUGGUCCAUCUACUACCUCGAACACCUCAUAACUUCAAUGACAGGCCGCGCGUCCUGCAUCGGAGAAGGCCUCUGCUCCGUCCCCCUACCCCUCCCCUACGAAGAAGAAGCCUUCGAUCAACCCGACGCCAAAUGCCUCCUUCAAGAUCCUGCCCUCCGCCAAGCCCAACUCCGCUCCACCCUCUUCGAAGCUCCCAGCCAACACCACUCCGCCGCAUGGGUAACUACCUGCCCACCCUGUCCACCCCUCUUCUUCUACUUCCUCAUCGACCUAACCCUCAUAACCCACUCCCUCAUAAAUAAAGUCUACAGCAUCGAAGGCCUCCGCAAAGGCCCACGUCAAGUAGAAUACUACGUCCAGAAAUUCAGUCUCCAAAUGGACCGGUGGCUCUCAAAACUUCCUUUAUGCUACUACUUCACCAUCCCAAACUCAACCUCCUGGCACAUAAACCAUCUCCAACUAGACGACUUUUCCGGUCCUUUCAUCCGCGAAAGAGUCUGUCUAGCAAUGAACUACUACUCCGCCCGCAUAACCCUCUGCAGACCAUGUCUAAGCCACAUCCAUCAAUCCCCACGCCACGCCCUGCCAACCGGUGAACCAACCGCUCGCGGGAAACUCCGCUCUGAAAUGGCUACACAUUGUCUGCAAGCUUCCUGUGCGCUUAUCUCCGUCCUCCCAGAAGACCCGAAUAUGACAUGGCUUGCCCGUGCUGCGCCUUGGUGGAGUUACUUGCAUUUCCUCAUGCAGGCCACUACGGCUCUAUUACUGGGGUUAUCGUAUUAUUCAGAACAACAUACAUAUAACAGUCCGGACCGCGUGGAUUCACUCCUUUCGCCUACUACGCCGCCCAUUUCCCAGGGAGUCGGUGUUUUCCCGCUGCUGGCGGAGAAGGAUUUGGGUACGGCUGUUUCGGCCACGAGGAAGGCGCUGUUUUGGCUUCAUGCUACUGCUUCUGUGGAUGCGGCGGCGCAGAGGGCAUUUUUGAUUUGUGAUGGGAUUGUUAGGAAGAUUGCGCCUGGAUUGGGGGUUGAUUUGAGUGAGUGGCCUGAUGGGAGUUGUUUUGAGGGGUUGGCAGAGGAUAGAGAGAAGGGUUCUAGUGGGAAUGAGAAUGGGGAUACGAGUGGGAAUUGGGGGGGAUAG